AUGGGAUCGUACUGGAGUGCUCGUGAGAGUGAAGAAUGUCCAUGCUGCUCACUCUCUGUGAAAAUCAUAAGGAUGAGAAAUCUGAGAAAGGCAGAUCUGUUUAGUCAAACUGAUUGCUAUGUAAGCCUGUCCUUGCCUACUGCUUCCCCUGAGACUGUCCGGACCAAAACCAUCAAGAACUGCAAAGAUCCAGUGUGGAAUGAAACAUUUUGCUUCAGGAUCCAGAGCCAAGUAAAAAAUAUUCUUGAGCUGAAAGUCUAUGAUGAAAAUGCAAUCACUGAAGAUGACCUUCUCUUCACUGUUCUCUUUGAUGUUGCCAAAAUCCAGCUUGGUGAAACUGUUCAUUUGACUUUUCAGCUAAAUCCAAAGACACAAGAGAUGCUGGAGGUUGAGUUUGCAUCAGAGAGCAUUCCCAUCCCUUCUGAAAAGCUUGUCACUAACGGUGUAUUAGUGUCUCGUGAAAUUGCCUGCUUGCAAGUCCUGGUGGACAGCAGACAGAUGAAGAAAGAACCUUCAGAAAAAGACUUCUUGUUUGCAGUGAAGGGAUCCUAUGAAGAGAGCCAGACCCUGUCACUGGGCUCUUCCUGGAGACUCGCAGAGGCCCUGGACUUCCAUUACAUUAAAUACAGCCUCUCGGAGCUGUAUAUGGCUCUAGCAGAGAAGCAGCCUCGUUUCUGCUUGGUAUGUGAUUGUGAAGAGAAAAAAGACUUCCAUGCAUCCCUCGCUAUUCCUCUGGAUUCACUUCCCUUCAAGGAGAAAGUAGCAGUGGCAAAGGAUGAAACAAUCAAUUUACAAGUGAAGUCAGAUGACUGGUCAAGAAACUUGGACGUUCGCUUGGAGUUUGAUCUGUGCAUGGAGGAGAAAAAUUUCCUGCAGAAACGAAGGAAGCUUGUGGCUUCUGCUCUGAAGAAAGCACUUCAUUUAGAGCAAGACCUACAAGACCAUGAGGUACCAGUUGUAGCCGUGAUGACAACAGGAGGUGGGACCCGGGCACUGACAUCUCUUUUAGGCAACCUCUUGGGUCUCCAGAAGCUGAAUCUCUUAGAUGCUGUUUCAUACAUCACUGGGUCAUCUGGUUCAACAUGGACCUUGUCACAUUUGUAUCAGAGCGCUGACUGGUCACACAAGGAUCUGUCUAGACCUAUUAGUGAAGUCCGCAGACAUAUGACCAAGUGCAAGUUAAGCUGCUUUUCCCUGGAGAGCUUCAAGUACUACGACAAGGAGCUAAAACUGCGGAAGCAAGAGGGAUACCAGAUCUCUAGCGUUGAUUUGUGGGGGCUUCUGCUGGAGAAAGCAUUAAGUGAUGGGAAAAACAACCACAAACUCUCAGAUGAGCGACAGGCGUUGGGUCAGGGUCAGAAUCCUCUACCCAUCUACAUGAUCCUCAACAUGAAAGAAGACUACAGCCUCUCAGAGUUCAAAGAAUGGGUAGAGUUCACCCCCUAUGAGGUCGGAUUCUUAAAAUACGGCGCCUUCAUUCGUGCAGAGGAUUUUGGCAGCGAGUUCUUCAUGGGUCGCCUUAUGAGGAAGCUCCCCGAGUCCCGGAUCUGUUUUAUGAAAGGCCUAUGGAGCAAUGUCUUUUCCUACAACCUCUUGGAUGUCUGCCGUUUGUCGGAUCCUACGAAAGGAUGCUCACUGAGGUGUACCCAACACAGGGCUGUUGAUGUUGAAGGAAAUGAGCCUUCCCUACCAGCCAGGAGCCAUGGGUUGGAGACUUACUUAGUCACCCCUGAAUGUGGCAUCAUGGGCAUCAUUCGGCAGAUCCUGACCGAGCGGGUGAUGGUUUCAAAGUUCUACAACUUCCUGAAGGGGUUCCAGGUGCACAAUGAAUACCUUCAAAGCAAAAGCUUCUGUAUAUGGAAAGAUACUGUACUAGAGAAUUUCCCCAACCAGCUGACAGAAGCAGCAAAGUUCAUGUGCCUGGCAGACACAGCAGGAUACAUCGACAUCAGCUACCCACCGCUGAUGAGACCGGAGAGGAAAGUGGAUAUUGUCAUACACUUAAACUAUUCUUCUGGAUCACAGACAUCGCCUUUGGAAGAAGCCUCGAAGUACUUCCAAAAGCAGGGAAUCCCAUUUCCCAAAAUCCACCUGAGUGAUGAAGAAAAGAAAAAUCUGAAGGAGUGCUACAUCUUUGAAGACACAGAGACCCCAGAGGCGCCAACCGUGGUAUUUUUCCCGCUGGUGAAUGACACCUUCAGAAAAUACAAAGAGCCUGGUGUGGAGCGCAGCCCUGAUGAGAUGGCGCAGGGCAACGUGGAUGUUUCCAGCAGUUUUUCCCCAUAUUGCUUAAACAGCUUUACCUACACAGAGGAAGAGUUCGACAAGCUGAUAGAGCUGACCAGCUACAACAUUCAGAACAACAGCCAUCUGAUCCUUCAGGCUUUGUAUUCGGCCAUAGAGCAGAAACGACAGCACAAAAAAUAA
Apaloderma vittatum (bar-tailed trogon) is the source of this 2427-nucleotide messenger RNA. RefSeq names its product cytosolic phospholipase A2 epsilon-like. NCBI's taxonomy places the organism in Eukaryota, Metazoa, Chordata, Aves, Trogoniformes, Trogonidae. The coding region runs from base 1 to 2427 and encodes 808 amino acids. Gene Ontology annotation, biological process: glycerophospholipid catabolic process. The record is from RefSeq and is a predicted model, not a curated record. Gene Ontology annotation, molecular function: calcium-dependent phospholipid binding; calcium ion binding. The transcript has 20 exons. Gene Ontology annotation, cellular component: cytosol.